Messenger RNA from Zonotrichia albicollis (white-throated sparrow), 3484 nucleotides. Its product is annotated as gamma-aminobutyric acid receptor subunit pi. Gene Ontology annotation, molecular function: transmembrane signaling receptor activity; extracellular ligand-gated monoatomic ion channel activity. Gene Ontology annotation, cellular component: membrane. Gene Ontology annotation, biological process: monoatomic ion transmembrane transport. Lineage: Eukaryota; Metazoa; Chordata; Aves; Passeriformes; Passerellidae. The record is from RefSeq and is a predicted model, not a curated record.
GCUCGAACCCGCGGCGCGGCGGGGCAGAGCCGGGCCGGCUGCCAGGCUGAGGCUGCACCAGCGGCUCCUCGCGCUCCAGGAGCUACAAGAACUUCUGAAAGAAUUUGUGACAAUGUGCAGUCUUAACUGCUGCAGUUUCAGAGCCCUUUUUCUAUUGCUGUUCUGUAGGUCCAUGCAAAUUCCUGAAGCUGAAGGAAAAAGUGAAAUUCUACCUCCAACAAUACAAAAAAUCAUAAAAGGGUACAACAAGUAUCUACGUCCAUUUUUUGAUAAUGGUCCUGUGUCAGUGGGAAUGAGUAUGGAUAUUGCAAGCAUUGAUACAAUAUCAGAAAUAAAUAUGGACUACACAGCCACCAUAUUCCUCAGGCAGAGAUGGACUGAUGAGAGGCUUUGUUUCGAUGGCAAUAAGAGCUUGAGCUUAGAUGGUCGACUUGUGGAAAUGCUUUGGGUACCAGAUACCUUUAUAGUUGAUUCAAAAAAGUCUUUUCUUCAUGAUGUCACUGUUGAGAAUCGUCUUAUAAGGAUAUACCCUAAUGGAACAGUCUUGUAUGCCAUAAGGAUCACCACAACUGUUUCAUGCAGCAUGGAUCUGACUAAAUAUCCAAUGGAUAAGCAGACAUGUACUUUGCAACUGGAGAGCUGGGGUUAUAACAUCAAUGAUGUCAUGUUUUACUGGACCAGAGGAAAUGAUUCAGUUCGAGGUUUGGACACACUCCAGCUGGCACAGUACACAGUAGAAGACCACUUUACUUCUGUAUCUGAAGCUGUGUAUGAGACAGGACGUUACCCCAAACUUGUGUUUCACUUUGAACUCAAGAGAAACAUCUUGUAUUUCAUAUUAGAGACAUACGUGCCAUCAAUCCUUCUGGUUGUGCUCUCCUGGGUGUCAUUUUGGAUAAGCCAGUCAUCGGUUCCAGCCAGAAUCUGCAUAGGUGUCACCACAGUCCUUACGAUGACAACACUGAUGAUGGGAGCCAGGACUUCACUCCCAAAUGCUAAUUGCUUUAUUAAGGCAAUUGAUGUGUACCUUGGUAUCUGCUUCAGCUUCAUCUUUGGAGCAUUGUUAGAAUAUGCUGUGACUCAUUUCUGCACUCUACACCAACUCAGCUCAAAGGAGCUUCCAAAGAUUAUUGAUGAUGAUGAUGAUGAAGAAGAGAAGAAUGCAGUCCUGGCAGCAGUGACAAACAGUUGCAGUGCCCCUGACAAUACAAACAAGACUGACUCAAAUGAAAACAAACAAAGCAGCAGUGACAGAAAAAGGGAGAGGAGUCAACACAGAGUGUGUAAUUCAGCAAUGUCGGUAAUGAAAAGACUUUUCUGUAUCUUUGACUGCUUCCAUGUUAAAAACCCUUACCACAUAGACAACUAUGCCAGAUUCUCUUUCCCGUUAUCAUUCAUCAUAAUUAAUGUACUUUAUUGGGUGUAUUAUUUGUAUUUCUAAAUAUUUUCUUUUGUAAUAUUAGUUUAAAGUUUAGAAAGUGGACAUGGGAGGGGAAGUUGAGGAAAAAUGGAGAAAUUACAUUUGGAUAAAGGGAUAUAAAAGGACAUGCCAGCUUUUCAAGUGUGUCUGAAAUUUUUGUUAACUCACUUUUAUGCAUUUAAAUGUCUGUCAUCCAAAACUGGCUUUGUAUUAGCAUGCAUGUCCCAAACUACUUAUCAAAGGCCAAGAAGUCCUUUUUUAAAAUAUUUAAUGCUUAACUUUGUAAAAUAAGACAUUAUACUUGUUUCUGAACUCCAUUGAAUAAAUGUAAAAAUGGAAUGAAAUGUUGUUUUCUGCUCUCUGUACUCAGCUCCUUCUAGGUUUGUCAAUUAUGCAUACAUUUUCCAGAUUAUAUAAGAAAAUAUUUAAUUGCAGACCAAAGUGGUUUUGCUAUGUAGCAAGAAACAGUUCUGAAGACAUGACCUACCAAACAAAUAAUCUGUUCAUCUUUGUAAGGUCACAAAUAUGUAUUAAGAUCCCUCUCCAUUUUUAGACACCACUCCCAUAGUCAUCCAUAGCUUUUCUCAGUAAGUGCAGGGCAGACUACAGAAAUGGACUGCAGCCAAAAGGUUUAAAUCCAGAGAGAUGUAUUUCUGUGAGUGAGGAUUUAGUUGUUCACCAAUCCUUAAUGGAAAAUGGGAAUUUAUCCUGACAUUUAUACUCUGUACUCUGCUCAGUCACAACUGCCUGGGUAACUACUAUGUGGAGGAAAAAUUUGAUAUGCUUAAUUUUCAGCUUAGUAAACCCUCUUGAACUACAUGCAGUUAAAAAAAUUUCAAAUAAAGGUGGAAAACUUCUUGAAUAGAAAAGAAAACCAAACCUGUAUGUGUGAAAGCUCUUGAUAAGAUAGGAGAAGUUUUACACAGAUAAAAUGAUGACCCACAUGAGAAAAUGGUUACAGGUGAUGAAAAACCAUAAGUCUUUCCAAGUUGUCACUUCACUGACAGAUACUACAAGCCUGUCUCCUGCACUGCAAGCAUGGAAGUUGAAAGGUGUUUAUUAUUAUACCUUUUUCCUGACCAUAAUGUAUUUAUCUGUUCUAUAUAUAGGUAUAAAUGUGUGCAUGUGCAUUUAUGCACUGUGUAUUUCUGCUGAUCAUACUGCACAACAUGCAAGUGCAUUGAAAAGCUCCCCUAACAUGGGCAGACUUGGACACACCUGAUUACCAGGUGAAGAACAUCAUUACAUGAAGGAAGGAAGUGCAAAAUACCAGUGUGAGACAGAUUUGCCCUUGCUCCCAUCUAAAUCCAUAAAAAUCAUUGCACACUGGUAGACAAUUAUUAGGUUACUAAAAUCGCCUCAGUAUUUUUAUUUUCUAAGGGUUAACUACUGAAAAUUUGUUUCUCUGCUGCAAUUAGUAAUUUUUUUUUGCAAAGCUUAUUGGGACAAUGCAGCUUCAAGAACAGUCUAGGGCCUCUUGGUACCUUGUGGCUAUUCUGGCUUUCAUACUAAAGCAAAUACAUUCAAGAAAUCAAAUUAGGGCUGCUUGUGUUAAUGAGCAACCAAAAAAAAAAAUCUAUUCUUUCAUUUAAUAUUCUGCUACUGAAUAUUUAACUUGAAACCCUUUAUUCAGGAAGAGGCUGCUUGACAUUUUUUCUUGGAGGUGUAAAACUGGACUCUAAUUUCCAAUUCCAAAACUGGACUCUUUCCAAUUCUCACUCCCAUAAAAUUUACAGAAGACAAAUAUUAAAUCUUUGUACUUUUCUUGAUUUUGAAGUUUACAUUGUUCCUGAAUCUUUUCAAACAGUUAUCUGUCAUGUAACAUGAAAUUUGGGAUUAGCUGCAAGCAUGAAGUAAGCAUUUAGAGUUUUGUAGCUUCCAAUUAAUUUGGAGACAAUUCACCUUAAAUAUUAUUUUUUAAAGCUGUUGAAAGUCUGAGAAUUUUUAUUGACAAUGCACUAGCUGAAAACAGGGUCUGUUUUCCCACUGAUGUGCUAAUUGUAAGUAGUGUUAUACAAUGAAGUUCCCCAUGUUUUCAUGAAAGAAUUGACUGCACAGCCAGAU